Scatophagus argus is the source of this 1940-nucleotide messenger RNA. Its product is annotated as cytochrome P450 2J4-like. Lineage: Eukaryota; Metazoa; Chordata; Actinopteri; Scatophagidae. Bases 107 to 1603 code for a protein of 498 amino acids. Gene Ontology annotation, molecular function: heme binding; iron ion binding; oxidoreductase activity, acting on paired donors, with incorporation or reduction of molecular oxygen, reduced flavin or flavoprotein as one donor, and incorporation of one atom of oxygen. Gene Ontology annotation, cellular component: intracellular membrane-bounded organelle; cytoplasm. The record is from RefSeq and is a predicted model, not a curated record. Gene Ontology annotation, biological process: xenobiotic metabolic process. The transcript is spliced from 9 exons.
AAAGACAUGUCUGGCAUUAUCUGCCUUUAUCUGACUUUGCUCCUUUCGCACAAGGCCGUGCGGCAGAGGUUGUUCAGGAAAUAAGCGAGUAAAGUUAGCAAACGCAAUGGAGACAAUAUUCAGUGUAUUCGGACUGGAGUGGAUGGACGGCACGAGUAUUUUGCUAUUUCUCUGUGUUUUCCUGUUACUGGCUGAUGUUUUGAGGAACAGAGUGCCGUCAAACUUUCCUCCUGGUCCGUGGGGUCUUCCUUUUGUUGGUGACCUGCAUCGCAUCGACCCCUCCAGACUACACCUGCAGUUCAAGGAGUUUGCAGAGAAAUAUGGAAAGAUUUUCAGCCUUCGUCUCUUUGGUGGAAGGAUUGUGGUCAUUAAUGGUUACAAGCAUGUGAGAGAGGCCCUGGUCCAAAGAGGAGAGGACUUCGCAGACCGACCCGUCGUACCACUUUUUGAACGUAUAAUUGGGAAUAAAGGUCUGGUAAUGUCAAAUGGCAAUCCAUGGAAGCAGCAGAGGAGAUUUGCUCUCCACACACUCCGAAACUUUGGUGUUGGCAAAAAGAGCCUGGAGCCAUCCAUCCAGGAGGAGUGCCAGUAUCUCACUGAGGCUUUUGCCCUUCACAAAGGCAAGCCUUUUAAUGUGCAGUCACUGAUACACAAGGCUGUGUCCAACAUCAUCUGCUGCCUGGUGUUUGGGGAACGCUUUGAGUACACUGACAAGCAGCAUGAGGAUAUUCUUCAGAUCAUUAAUGAUGCAGUAGACGUACAGGGAAGCUUUGGGGUACAGGUUUAUAACACAUUUCCCUGGUUGAUGAAGUGGCUGCCUGGACCUCACCAGAGGGUAUUCACUUCGAUACAAAUGUUAUUGGAUUUUGUUGAAAUCAAGGUCAAAGAACACAGAGAAAGUUUCGACCCGUCCUCACCAAGAGACUACAUUGACUGUUUCCUCACUGAGAUGGGAGAGAAGGAGGAUGAAGAAUCUGGCUUUGAGUUGAAGAAUUUGGCUGUUUGCACUAUGGACCUGUUUGGUGCUGGAACUGAAACUACUACCACUACCUUACGCUGGGGAUUGCUGUACAUGAUCUACUACCCUGACAUACAAGAGAAAGUCCAGGCUGAGAUAGACACUGUCAUUGGUUCAUCCAGGCAGCCCUCUGUUUCUGACAGAGAAACCAUGCCCUACACUAACGCGGUCAUCCAUGAAAUCCAGAGAAUGGCAAACAUCACUCCCCUCAACGUGGGCCACAUGACAAGCAAGGACACGACACUCGACAAGUACACAAUUCCAAAGGGCACCAUUGUAAUGCCGACACUGGACUCUGUUCUCCAUGAUGAAUCAAUGUGGGAAACUCCACACUCCUUUAACCCUCAACAUUUUCUGGACCAGGAUGGCAAAUUUCGGAAGAGAGAGGCCUUCCUUCCUUUUUCAGCAGGUAAGCGUGUGUGUCUCGGGGAGCAGCUGGCCAGGAUGGAGUUAUUCCUCUUUUUCACCUCCCUCCUUCAGAGGUUUUCUUUCUCGGCGCCUGCUGGAGAGCAGCCCACUCUGGAGUUCAAGUUAGGAGCAACUCGUUUGCCCAAACCGUACCGCCUCUGUGCUGUAACACGAUGAAACACCAGCUGUCCCGAAUUGAGCCAUUUCUGUUUCACAGCACAAUGAAUCACUGUGUUUCAAUACAUUUAUCUUCUAACACAUGAAGACUAUCUUCUAUAUUCUUUUCCUGUAGUAAGUAAAGCAUAAUUUCUUUAUUUUGUUCCUCUCAAUUAGCAGGCCUUUAUAUUUUUAAUAUGAUUUACGGAAUUCAAACAUGCAUUUAAACCAUUUAAAACAUUCUAGUUUCUCAAUAAAUCCCUGGUAACUGCAUUCUUACCUUCCUUUCCUCUGCUUAGAGGAUUUCUCAGAUUUGCUGAAACUUGAUGUGCUUGUAAAUAAAUCAUUCUGAGAUUUC